This is a messenger RNA of Periconia digitata, 974 nucleotides long. The record is from the annotation of a GenBank genome assembly. Lineage: Eukaryota; Fungi; Ascomycota; Dothideomycetes; Pleosporales; Periconiaceae.
CCCGGCGUCCAAUCAGCCACCACCUCCUCAUCGCUGAACAGCCUAAGCCACCGCCAUGAGAUCAGCUCUUCAAUCCACGACAUCCUACUCUAUUCCCACUUCACAAUCCACGUUUGCUUUCCCCGUUUCCCCUCUCCCAGUCAAGAUCCACCGCGUGUUCCACUUUUCAACGCCAUCUCGACAAGGAACCCUCACAAUCACGCGUCGACAUCAUGGUCAUCUUCGGAGGCCUCGAGUUCAUCGUGGGCGGUAUCCUCGUGCACAAGCACUAUAAGCAUAAGAACGAAAAGAAGAGAAUAGAAGCCGAGACACACCAACGCCGCAACCACACUUUUCCCGGCGCCACUACUCCAAAACCUCAGGCAACACCGCUGUACCAUCAUCACAACGCCUCGCAGCAACACCAUCAUCCCGGUCCAGUACCCCAACACGCGCAAUGCCACAAGUACGUCUAUCAAGCAUCGUCCCGGCCGCAAGCGCAACCCCAACAACAACAACAACAACAAGGACAAGCACACCCACACUACAACCCCCAACCCAUCACGCACACCCAAUCCUUCAACAUCCCCCGCCGCCCUGUCCUCCCUCCACGCCCACCACAGUCCUACCAAGCCCCACCCCCUCAAAUCAUCCAACCCCUCCAGCGCGCAGACUCCUGCGCAACCAUCUCCAGAAUGCCCAUCGCAAACGGCUAUCGCCCUACCGCGAUGCAAACAGCUACCCCCGCACCCCACAACCCUUCUUCCCUCUCCCCAAUCAUGCAAUCUCCCUACUCAACAGGCGGCUUCUCAGUCUCCUCGCCUGCGCUGCAUCAACCUGGAGGCUUGUCCCCGACGUCCCCGCACGUCGGUAGGCAUACCGCUGUCGACGAUAAUUGGGAGACGUAUUCUACACCGGGGUAUGCGCCUUCUGUUUCUACGGCGCUGGGGGAACGGUACGAUGAUGAUGAGCCGCCUCCGCCUUAUCGCCCUUGA